CUGUGCACAUCGGUAAAGAAAGGAAGCCAUUAGAAAUGAGUGAUGAUAAUAACUCACCACGGCAACCAAAGAAGCGUUGUUCUUACUUCUCUGAUGGCCGUGAAGUUUUACAUCCAGAAACAGUCCUACGACAGAGAAUUGAGUUAAAUGCUGCUUUAAAUGCAGAAAUAUUAAGUCUCAUUGUCGAUACACUGAGUGUGGGAAGACAUCCAAUGCAAGAAGAUAUGACAGAAGCUCACUACCUCGAUGCUGAAGAACAAGUCACAAGCAAUGAUGAAAUGAAUUAUCAUUGUGAACUGUCAAGCACAGAAGGGUCGAAUGAAUCAUUUGCAGAUACUGCUAAUAUAGAUACGCCCAUGAAUUGCAGUGGAGAAAAUGUUAUGCCAGAACUUUCUGAUCCGGAUAAAAGGGCUAAGCGUGUAAAAUCUAUUCAAGAAAUACCUCGCAAUCUCGACCCAUUUUCAGAUUCUUCAGAUGACAGCGAAACCGAUAAAUUCGAAAAUGGCAGCAUAUCACAAUCAUCAAAAUUAGUAAAAAAUUUAUGUGGUCCUUGUGCUGCAUCUUUAUCACUUUCACAGCAAUUGGAAUCCACCAGUGAUACUGUUUCUGAAAUUUUUAAUUUGCAAGAGCUCAAAGAUUAUAUACUGACCGACGCUGAGAAUAUCAUGUUUCAAGAAUCUGGUAUCAAGAUUUGGGAGGUAAUUCUGAUAAUUUUUGGUAUUUCAACACGAUUCCAUCAACGAAAAGGAAAUUAAAAAAACACGAUACUAUUUGUAAUACAUGUUUGCGUAAGAUUACAUUAUCGAAGAAUUCACCCUACUACCAUAUUUUCUAUCGAUAGACGUAAAAUAUAAAACCAUUUCCUUAUUGAAAAUGGAAAUUGUUAGGAAAGGUUUGUUAAAUAAUUUAAAGAAUGCUAAUCCUACUGACUGCACUGAAGGAAUAAUGAAGGAUGUUUACGAUGGGCUUCUGUAUAAAAGAAUCGUUGCGCAAAUGAAAGAUGACUGCGUACUCUUAACGUUUUCAUUCGCCACAGAUGGGGCACCCUUAAAUGAAAGCACCAAAACGUCUUUUUGGUCAACGCUUUUAGGUAUUAAUGAACUGCCUCCACAGUUACAGUUCAAGUAUCCCUUGUUAGCAGGUUUAUGGAUGGGGGUAAAAGAACCUAAACCUGAGAUAAUGAAUCUUUACAUGGAAUCGUUCGGAUGUUCUUGGUGUUACUCUGAAGGGCAACAUUUACAUGGCUCAAUGAGAUAUUUGAUGGAAGAACACGAACCAGCUAAGAGAAGUCACUACAAAUAUUUGCUGGACAUGGACGCUGCUCAGAAGAUCAGACAAUCGUCUCUGAAAAGGGAAAAAGUAUUGUCAGUAAA
This is a messenger RNA of Belonocnema kinseyi, 1373 nucleotides long. RefSeq lists its product as uncharacterized. The record is from RefSeq and is a predicted model, not a curated record. Lineage: Eukaryota; Metazoa; Arthropoda; Insecta; Hymenoptera; Cynipidae. The coding region runs from base 36 to 755 and encodes 239 amino acids. The transcript is spliced from 4 exons.